CGCCCCUAAAGCCAUUGAACCAAUAUAGGUAUAUAGCAUUAUUUUUACAUUCUCAGAAGCCACCUCCUCCUCCCUUCCCCCCAGAGGAAGAAGAAGAGAAAAGGAGGAGAGAGAGAGAGAGAGAGAGAUACUCAAAUUUCCCAACGACAACCAGACGAACCCAACCUACCCACGAAAAGAGGUCCAUUUCUUCUUUUUUCCUCUCUCUGCGAUUCAUUUUCUCAUGUUCCGGAGAGAGAGGGAGCCUUAGAUAGAACGCAGAAUUCGAGGUCAUGGGUACCGAGGUCUUGAGACCGCAGGAUUGUUUGAUCCAUCGCAUCAGAGUCGCCCCGGCGGUGCUUCCCCACCACCGCCGGAAAAACUUUUAUGGCAACUCUAACCCCAAGGCUGGCGGCCGCAGACCGGCGGUCCGGCCUGAGCAGAAGAAGCGGCCCGACAACAACGGCCAGCCCGAGUUCGGCUCGAGGCGGUCGGCGAGUUUGGAUGACCUCAGGAAGACUCGCGGCAACAAUCACGGCCAUACGGUGAUGGGGCAGGUGACGAUUCUGAGGCGAGGCGAGUCCCUCGAGACCAAGAUCGGCUCCGCCGCCGGCGAUAACUUCCAGAACCGGGUGGAGAAGAAGGCCGGCGACGGUCCGGUCCUGUUCGGAACCGGGCGGUUGGCCCCGGACCCGGAAAUGGUCCCCAAGCAGAUCCGAAUCGGCGAUUCCAGAUCCGACGUGUACGCCGGAUCGGCGUUCUCGAUGUCGCCGUCGCCAAGGUCUCUCCCUCUGCCGUCGUUCUUCAGCAAGCAGCAGAUCUCGAGGGUCGCCGUCGAUGAUUCCGCGACCAGAGACCUCCGGCGACUCCUCCGCCUCGAGUGAAAUAGAGACCACGUCGUUUCCCUAGAUCGGUAGAUCUAGAAGGAUCCUAGUCCGUAAACGAAAUUUAUAGGUACUCUAUGUCUCGGGUAUUCGCUUCGUUCGAUUUCGGGUCUGGACUUUCCGUAAUUUUUUGAAAUGGAGGGUAAAACCCGAAAUUCGAGAAAGACAUGUCCAUGGAAGCAAAUCAAGAGAAGGGUAUUUAUGAAAUUAUCUUUGAAUUACGGGGCUAAUCAGGGAGUGGGUAUGGGGUUGUAGCAAGAAAGUACGGAAUUGGGAGGGUGUAUGUGGAAAUAUAGGAAAGUGUGGGGUGGGCAUGUGAAAAUAUGUAACAUUAGUUCACAUGCCUCUUUGUUUGUUGUAAUUGUGGUGGUCCUGCACCUCGUCGUCGUCGUCAUGGUUGCCGUUGAUGUGGAGAUGGGUUCGUAAAAGUCUUUCAUGUGUACUAUAAAAUGUAUGAACGAAAUAAAUUUAGGGUAAAUUUGAGCAGAA
Messenger RNA from Diospyros lotus (date-plum), 1352 nucleotides. RefSeq lists its product as uncharacterized. NCBI's taxonomy places the organism in Eukaryota, Viridiplantae, Streptophyta, Magnoliopsida, Ericales, Ebenaceae. The transcript has a single exon. The record is from RefSeq and is a predicted model, not a curated record. The coding region runs from base 273 to 863 and encodes 196 amino acids.